Spirometra erinaceieuropaei is the source of this 3239-nucleotide messenger RNA. Lineage: Eukaryota; Metazoa; Platyhelminthes; Cestoda; Diphyllobothriidea; Diphyllobothriidae. The record is from the annotation of a GenBank genome assembly.
AUGCUAGUUACCACGCGUCUUCAGGCUAGCCAGCGCCGCAGACGUCUAAUCAUGGUCGAAAUACUCAAAAUCGAAACAACAACAUUACCAAUAACAACAACAACAACAAUACUCAUUCUCCUCAUCCUACCUCCUCUACCUCUUCCUCUGCCUAUUCUUUUGCCUAUUCUUCUCCUUCGUCAUCUUCUUCUCCACCUCCUUCCCGUCGCCCAGCUCGUUGUCCCCAGACUGGCAGGGUGAGCCCGCUCACUCUGGCAGCCUGGAAUGUUCGUUCCCUUUUAAACAAUCCGAGGAGCAACCGACCGGAGCGGAGGACGGCUCUAGUGGCACGAGAACUCGCCCGAAACAAGGUGGACAUCGCCGCACUCAGCGAGACCCGAUUCUCCGAGCAAGGCCAACUGGAGGAGGUAGGUGCCGGCUACAUCUUCUGGAGUGGUCGGCCCAGGCCAGAGCGACGAGACGCGGGCGUCGCCUUCGCCAUCCGGAACGACAUCGUGGGACGACUGCCCUGUUUGCCGCAGGGCAUCAACGAUCGCUUGAUGAGCCUCCGCCUGCCUCUCCGGGGUGGGGGCAAAUUCGCCACCAUCAUCAGCGCCUACGCUCCGCCGAUGACCAGCCCCGACGCCGCCGCAAGGGACAAAUUCUACGAGGACCUGCACGCCCUCUUGGCGACUGUGUCGAAGGCGGACAAGUUGAUUGUCCUUGGUGACUUCAACGCCCGCGUCGGCACAGACCAUACUGCCUGGAGGGGAGUGCUGGGUCCUCACGGUCUCCGCGGCUCCAACGACAACGGCCUGCUUCUCCUCAGCACCUGCGCAGAACACCGCCAUACCCUGACGAACACGUUCUUCUGUCUGCCGGAGCGAGAGAAGGCCACCUGGAGGCAUCCUCGGUCGCGUCAGUGGCACCUGCUGGACUAUGUCCUCGUCCGGAGGCAAGAUCAGCGGGACGUGCUGGUGACGAAGGCGAUCAAGGGGACUGACGGGUGGACCGACCAUCGCCUCGUCAUCUGUAAGAUCCGUAUUCGCCUGCAGCCUCGCAGGAGACCACAAGGUAAGCGACCUCCAAGUAAGCUGAAUGUUGCCUUUUUGUCCUUGCCCGCUCACCAUCUUCAUUUCAGCAAUGAGCUAGCUCAAAGGCUAGACAACCUUCCUAUCGCUGUCGUCUCCGCCGCUGCCGCUAAAGCCUCCGUGGAGAACCGCUGGUGUCAACUGCGAGACACGGUCCAGUCGACGGCGCUCGCCGUCCUCGGUCGCGCUCCCCGCCAACACCAGGACUGGUUCGACGACAACGACGCUGCCAUCAGAAAUCUCCUUGCUGAGAAGAACCGCCUACACAAAGCCUACGUAGAUCACCCCACUGAGGACAACAAAGCUGCCUUCUACCGCAGUCGCCGACAGCUUCAGCAACGACUGCGCGAGAUGCAGGACGCCUGGACUGCUCGCAAAGCUGAGGAGAUCCAAGGCUACGCGGACCGCAACGAAUGGAAGAACUUCUUCUCCGCGAUCAAAGCUGUCUACGGUCCGCCGACGAAGGGCACUGCUCCUCUCCUCAGCGCCGACGGUAGCACCCUCCUGACUGAGAAGACCCAAAUUAUUCAGCGAUGGGCCGAGCACUUCCGAGGCGUCCUCAACCGCCCCUCUGUCAUCUCCAAUGCCGCCAUCGACCGUCUGCUGCAAGUGGCGACCAACGUGGAUCUCGACCUCCCGCCAUCUCUCCAGGAGACCAUCAGGGCCGUGCAGCAGAUCUCCAGCAGGAAAGCACCCGGAUCGGACGAAAUCCCUGCUGAGGUCUACAAGCACGGAGGUCCCCAAUUGAUGGAUCACCUGACUGCGCUCUUCUAGGAGAUGUGGCGUCAAGGUGAAGUCCCGCAAUAUUUCAAGGACGCAACUAUCGUGCACCUAUACAAGCACAAAGGGAAUCGCCGAGUCUGCGACAAUCACCGCGGCAUCUCCCUGCUGAACAUCGCCGGGACGAUCUUCGCCCGAAUCCUCCUCAACCGUCUCAAUAACCAUCUCGAACAGGGCUUUCUGCCUGAAAGUCAAUGCGGCUUCCGUCGUCAUCGUGGGACCACGGAUAUGAUCUUCACCGCCCGCCAACUUCAGGAGAAGUGCCAGGAGAUGCGGACCCACCUGUUCUCUACCUUCGUGGACCUGCCGAAAGCCUUCUACACGGUGAAUCGUGAAGGACUGUGGAAGAUCAUGCAGAAAUUCGGCUGUCCGGAGCGAUUCACUCAGAUGGUGCCUCAGCUGCACGACAGUAUGAUGGCGCGAGUCACAGACAACGGAGCUGUCUCAGAGGCACUCGCAGUGACCAAUGGAGUGAAGCAGGGCUGCGUACUGGCGCCUACCCUCUUCAGUCUUAUGUUCUCUGCCAUGCUGACGGACGCCUACCGCGACGAACGCCUCGGGAUCCGCAUCGCCUAUAGGACGGACGGUCACCUGCUGAAACAACGGCGGAUGCACUUCCAAUCGCGCGUAUCCACAACCACUGUUGACGAACUCCUCUUCGCCGACGACUGCGCCCUGAACUCCACCUCGGAAGCGGAGAUGCAACGGAGCAUGGACCUGUUCUCCGCAGCCUGCAAAAAUUUCGGUCUGGUCAUUAACACGCAGAAGACGGUGGUGAUGCACCAACCGCCACCCCACUAAGUCACAGCCCCCAACGCGCCGCCUCAAAUCAGCGUGAAUGGGACCCAACUACAAGUGGUGGAGAACUUCCCGUACCUGGGCAGUACUCUCUCCCGCAACACCAAGAUCGACGACGAAGUCGCCAACAGGAUCUCGAAAGCCAGUCAAGCCUUCGGUCGCCUCCAAAACACAGUUUGGAAUCGCCACGGUCUUCAGCUGAGCACGAAGCUGAAGAUGUACAAGGCCGUCAUCCUGCCGACACUACUGUAUGGAGCGGAGACUUGGACGAUGUACGCAAAGCCGGCACGCCGUCUGAACCACUUCCACCUCAGUUAUCUUCGUCGCAUCCUGAGGCUGAACUGGCACGAUCGAAUCCCCGACACUGAUGUGCUGGAACGGACAGGAAUCCUCAGCAUCUACGCCAGACUGAGACAAAUGCAGCUGCGCUGGAGCGGCCACCUGGUGCGCAUGGACGUCGAGCGACUGCCCAAACGACUCUUCUACGAAGACGUCGCGACGGGUUCUCGCCGUCAAGGAGGCCAGAUUCGCCGUUACAAGGAUUCCCUGAAGUCCUCCCUGAAACGCCUGCAAAUCAACCCCACCAACUGA